AUGGCCAAAUUAAAAGGAUACACUUUGGAUGUUGGAUAUCCAGUAUAUGGAGCGAAGUUUGUCAACAACAAGACAUUAAUUGUUGCUGGAGGUGGCGGUGAAGGCAAGAAUGGUGUUCCAAACAAACUGACUGCGAUCAUUGUGCAACCAGACCACAAAAAAAAGCCUUUGAAGAGAUACCGGGAGUUGGUAUUGAAUGAGGAAGAGGAUUGUCCAAUGUCUCUCGAUGUGAACAAUAGCGUGAUACUUAUGGGUGUGAACGAGAAUAGUGAGAUGAUUAAGCGUGGAGUGAACAAGCAUCUCCGGAAGUUUAAGUUUAUCAACGAGCACUUGAAGUUUGUCGAAAGCUGCCAGAUACAUCCCGAGGCCAAUCCUCAGCAAUAUCAAAAGAUUACUUCUUUGUCAAGCGAUGGCAGUCUAGGCGUAAUUGCGAUGAGUGACAACCCUUCGUCCAUUUACAUUGUUGACACCUCGGAAGACCUAGAGGAGCGGUUCAAGAUUGUGACUAACGGCGAUGUUAAAGACAUCAGCAUUUCACCAGAUGGAAAACUCAUGUGCUACAUCACGUCAUCGCAUCUUGAGGCAAUCUCUACAAUUACGGGAAGGUCAGUUUUCAAGACGGACAUCGAUUUCCACAUGACCAAGGUGGGCUUCUACGACAACAACAUUGUCGUGAUUGCCGGAUCGCAGAAGAGUGGUAUUAUCGUUGCACACUAUUCAAUAGCAAAGUCGCAGGUUGUCAAGAAGUCUGUCGUGUACAGAAACUUAAAAGGGGUAACAUCGAUGGAUGUGAAUCCGGAAAGUGGCCUUGUGGCCUUAUCUGGCUCGGAUUGCUCUCUUAUGCUUGUGAGAUUUAAGGAUCUCAAGCUGUUGAAAAAGGUCAACAAGGUUCACAAUUUCGCAAUUACGAAAGUUACCAGCAGCCAGGACGGGCAUUACAUAGCAAGUGUGUCAGCUGCAGACACGGUGAGUGUUGUGAUUGUCCCUCCAAAGUUUGCAGAGUCGAAAUCUUUGUUCUUAUCUCUCUUCGAGUUUCUUCUAUCUAUUCUUCUUGUCGUGGUCCUCGGUGCAUUCACGCAGUACUUGUAUGCUCAUGGUUACAUAGACAUGGCUAAACAGAAAGUUGUCGAUUUCUAUCUUUCUCACCGUCCAGCGGACUCCUCUUCGUACUUCACCAUUCAGCCUAUUGAAUCUAGUGAGACGUUUACCAAAGGUGCUCCAUCAACUACAACGUAUCUUCCAGAUGAUGCCACCAUUAAGUCUGAUAUCAUAUCAUAUGGUGGCCCUCGGGACUCUGUUACUACACUUACACCUUUAACGGAGACACCUGUGUCCUUAGUUCCUGAGUUUCAUACUGUCGACAGCACUGUAGUCAGGGAUGAGUUGAAGAAGCGGGGUGAAAGUGUGAGCACUAAGAGUACUCAAAGUAGUGAAAGCACUAAGAGUACUCAAAGUAGUGAAAGCACUGGAAGUACCGAAAGUAAUGAAAGCCCUGGAAGGACGGAAAGUAAUGAAAACACUAAGAGUACCGAAAACAGGGAGAACACUGAAAGUACACAAAGUAGUGAAAGCACUACUCAAACAACUACUUCUGUUGAUACCACUCUCACUGAUGGUAUUUCUGAAACCCAAAAAUCAGAAGUGGCGUCAAGUGAUAAUCUUUAUCAGUCUGAAACCACAGACACACCAGAUAUAUCGUCUAAAAUUGAGUCUACUUCGUCUAUACAGUCUCAGGUUCGGGAAUCUAGUGAAAAAACAGUUUUGGAUAACUAUGUUGCUACAGAAGAUACAAGUAAUACAGUGUCAAGUUUAACUGAUUCAAGUACAAGCAAGGAGGAAAGUUCAGUCAUAGUGAAUAACUCGUCUGCCCUUUUACCUACUGCUGGGGAUAAAAGGCUGGCAUCACUUACUGCAGAACCUCGAGUUUCAAGUGAGAAAAGCACCGGCGCAGUCAUCGAAACCUCAAGUGUGACAACCGAAGCUUUGAAAAAGCUUAUUGCCGAAAGUGUUGAUGCUGAGAGCACAACUGAGGCUUUGUCAUCAUCUAGUGUAUUGAGCUCUUCCACUAAAGAGAAGCAGGUGGAAACAACUGAAUCUCUACCAGAAGUGACCUCUGUUUCUAAUGUGAUAACCACGCCCGAGACAACAAGUUUAGAUAUUGAAGAAGAAUCAAAGAGCACAUCGAUCAGCAAGGAUACAGUGAGAGAAACGGUCACCAAGGUGGAGACAAGUGUUUUAGUUGAGACAUCUGUUGAAACAUCUCUCACUACAGAAGUUCAGACUGUGACGGAGAAGUUGACUGUUACUCAAGUUUACAGUGUUACUGCCUCUGCUCCGCAAGUGGAGAAGAGUUCUGUGGAUGCCGAUGAUGAGGAAAAGUCGUUCUCAAGCAGCUCUGGAUCCAGUUCUGAUUCUGAAUCUGCUGAAACAACUUCAAAGAGCAGUGAUACCACCUCUUCCCCGAUUUCUUCUGAUGUUACAUCCGAGAAACCAGUCUCCUCUGAAAGUUCUGAAGUGGUAUUGUCCUCAGAAGCAUCUGUCACGCAACCUUUAACCCCAUUAACAUCUUCAACUAAAAGCAAGGAUGUCGACCUAGCAACCGAUAUAGUCAGCUCUACUGAGCAGUCAUCGCUUGCAUUGUCUUCAUCUUUAUCUUCAUUGUCUUUAUCUUCAUCCUCAUCUUUAUCUUCAUCUUCAUCUUCAUCUUCAUCUUCAUCUUCAUCUUCAUCUUCACCUUCAUCCUCCCCAUCCCCUUCAUCCUCCUCAUCUUCAUCUUCAUCUUCAUCUUCAUCCACUAUUGAACUAGUUCCCUCGUCAGAAUCUUAA
Messenger RNA from Brettanomyces bruxellensis, 2826 nucleotides. RefSeq lists its product as uncharacterized. Gene Ontology annotation, cellular component: endoplasmic reticulum membrane. Lineage: Eukaryota; Fungi; Ascomycota; Pichiomycetes; Pichiales; Pichiaceae. Gene Ontology annotation, molecular function: GTPase activator activity; guanyl-nucleotide exchange factor activity; protein binding. Gene Ontology annotation, biological process: protein secretion. The record is from RefSeq and is a predicted model, not a curated record. The transcript has a single exon. The coding region runs from base 1 to 2826 and encodes 941 amino acids.